ACAUGCGAACAGUGCAAACAGCGGUGCGCUUUCGACCGAAAGGACCCGGAGUCUCGCAAAAAGGUUGAGGGAAAGCUCCUGUGCUGGCUCUGCACCCUGUCCUACAAGCGGGCCCUCGCAAAGGCUAAGCAAAACGACUCGUCCAUUAGGCACACGAGUAUGUCGGGCCUCAAGAGUAGGGAUCGCUCGUCUGGAGGCUCCGGUAGACACCACUCCAAAGAUGAGAUGCGGUCUCAUCACAGGCACCAGAGGUCGCGUACCGGGAGCUCAAGCAAUGCCCAUAUCGGCGGCGCCUCCGCCCCCGGCUCGUCCUCGACGGCUAAGAAGCCGCGCAUCGACUUAACGAAGCCGUCGAACGGCACGACUUCGAUGUCCUCUGCGAACACCGGUUCCCUUAUAACGACCGGCAACUCGUCCUCCAUGGCCGACUCGUCUAUGGAUCCCAACUCAUCCGAGACUAUGGUUACGGUGACACAGCUUAGGGAACAAGUGUUGGCGCUCAACAAACUUAUUAAGACUAAGGACAGGGAGCUCUUGAACAAAGACAAAGAGGUACAGUAGGCCUUCCCUUUCAUAUGUCUAUU
Messenger RNA from Oppiella nova, 584 nucleotides. Lineage: Eukaryota; Metazoa; Arthropoda; Arachnida; Sarcoptiformes; Oppiidae. The record is from the annotation of a GenBank genome assembly.